Molecule: messenger RNA, 2049 nt
Organism: Pteronotus mesoamericanus
Lineage: Eukaryota; Metazoa; Chordata; Mammalia; Chiroptera; Mormoopidae
Gene: FERMT1
Product: FERM domain containing kindlin 1
Exons: 14
Coding region: 16-2049 (677 amino acids)
Biological process (GO): integrin-mediated signaling pathway; cell-matrix adhesion
Cellular component (GO): focal adhesion
Molecular function (GO): integrin binding
Source: RefSeq, a predicted model, not a curated record
CCUGCAUUGGCCACGAUGCUCUCAUCCGAUGACUUUGCAUCUGCUUCUUGGGAGCUCGUGGUCCAGGUGGACCAUCCAAGUAAAGAGAAGGACAAAGACUUCCCGCUGAGAGUGUCCGGAGACCUACACAUUGGGGGAGUGAUGCUCAAGUUAGUAGAAAAGAUCAAAAUAGCUCAGGACUGGUCAGAUUUUGCCCUUUGGUGGGAACAGAAGCAAUGCUGGCUCCUGAAAACACACUGGACCCUGGACAAAUAUGGAGUCCAGGCAGACGCAAAUCUCCUCUUCACCCCUCAGCAUAAAACGCUUCGCCUCCGCCUGCCAAACAUGAAGACGGUGAGGUUGAGAGUCAGCUUUUCUGAUGUGGUUUUUAAAGCCGUCAGUGAUAUCUGCAAAACCCUGAAUAUUAGAAGAUCAGAAGAACUUUCCUUGUUAAAGCCUUCUGGCGACUAUUUUAAAAAGAAGAAAAAAAAAGACAAGAAUAAUAAGGAGCCCAUAAUUGAAGACGUUUUAAACCUGGAGAGUUCUCCCACAAUUUCUGGGCCACCAGUAAGCCCUGGCUUGUACAGUAAAACUAUGACUCCCACAUAUGACCCUGCCAAUGGAUCACCAGUGUCAUCCACCAUGACUUGGUUCAGUGACAGCUCUUUGCCUGAACAAAACUGCAGCAUCCUUGCAUUCAGCCAACCGCCCCAGCCACCAGAAGUGCUGACCGAUAUGUACCAAUCUCUGUCUCUGGUCGAUAAAGCCAAACUAAAUGCAGGUUGGCUGGACUCCUCGCGUUCCCUCAUGGAACAAGGCAUCCAGGAGGAUGAGCAGCUGCUGUUACGAUUUAAAUACUACACUUUCUUUGACUUAAAUCCCAAAUAUGAUGCUGUCCGAAUAAACCAACUCUAUGAGCAAGCCAGGUGGGCCAUUGUCUUGGAAGAAAUUGACUGCACAGAGGAAGAAAUGUUGAUCUUCGCAGCACUGCAGUAUCACAUUAGCAAACUGUCAUUGUCAGCUGACAUACAGGAUUUUACAAAUGAGUCUGAGGUCGAUGAAGUAGAAGCAGCACUUUCUAAUCUGGAAGUGACCCUUGAAGGUGGAAAAGCGGACAACACUUUGGAGGACAUUACUGAUAUCCCUAAACUUGCAGAUAAUCUCAAAUUAUUUAGGCCCAAGAAGCUAAUAUUAAAGGCUUUCAAACAAUAUUGGUUUGUCUUUAAAGACACAUCUAUAGCCUACUUUAAAAAUAAGGAACUUGAACAAGGAGAACCAAUAGAAAAAUUAAACCUUAGAGGCUGUGAAGUUGUGCCAGAUGUGAAUGUGGCAGGAAGGAAAUUUGGAAUCAAGCUACUAAUCCCUGUUGCUGAUGGUAUGAAUGAAGUCUAUCUGAGAUGUGACCAUGAGAAUCAAUAUGCCCAAUGGAUGGCUGCCUGCAUCUUAGCAUCAAAGGGAAAAACCAUGGCAGAUAGCUCCUACCAGCCAGAGGUCCUCAACAUCCUUUCAUUUCUGAGGAUGAAAAACCGGAACGCGACAUCUCCAGUGGCUCCCAGUCUCGAAAACAUGGACGUGAACCCAGAAUGUUUUGUGUCACCUCGCUGUGCAAAAAAACACAAGUCUAAGCAGCUGGCUGCCCGGAUUAUGGAAGCCCACCAGAAUGUAGCCCAGAUGUCCCUGGUGGAGGCCAAGCUGCGAUUUAUUCAGGCAUGGCAGUCUCUACCUGAAUUCGGCCUUACCUAUUACCUUGUCAGAUUUAAAGGAAGCAAGAAAGAUGACAUUCUGGGAAUAUCAUAUAAUAGGUUGAUUAGAAUCGAUGCAACCACUGGUAUUCCAAUUACCACAUGGAGAUUCACCAAUAUGAAACAGUGGAAUGUAAACUGGGAAAUCCGUCAGGUGGCAAUCGAGUUUGACCAGAACGUCUCCAUUGCGUUCACCUGCCUGAGUGCAGAUUGCAAGGUUGUGCACGAAUACAUCGGUGGCUACAUUUUCUUGUCCACCCGUUCCAAGGACCAGAAUGAAACACUCGACGAGGACCUGUUCCACAAGCUGACAGGUGGUCAGGAAUGA